AUGGGGGUUUUUGCGUCGAAGAGCUCAACACAGAGGAAGAAGGAUGAGACCAAAGAAGCCGCAGCCUCCACAAAGCAAGAAAAUGAGACGGCUAAAUCAGGUGUGAACGCAAGUGGUACACCGGCAGGGGCAGAGAGGGUCCCCGCAAAAGAAGCGAACACAUCACCUGCUUUGAAAGAAAUCAGCGAAACUGAUUUGCAUCGGAUGGUGGCCGAUGAGAAGCGGGUGGUUUUGGUUAUUCAUGGGAAUGUGCAUGAUGUCACAGACUUUGUGGCGUCACACCCUGGCGGUGAACAAGCGAUUACGUCCAGGGUUGGAAAAGAGGUCGGCGAUGUAUUCGACCGCAUCCACAGUAAGACCACGAAAAAGAUGGCAAAGGAGUACAUUGUUGGGCGUCUUUCGUCAUUGGGUGCAGAGAUCGGGGACAACGCUACUGAGGAGACAGAUGCACUGCCUUCAUCGGUUAAGGAGGCCACUGUGCUUGACAUUCAGGUGGUAAGGGAGGACGUGAAGAGCAUCACCUUCUCGUGUCCAGUUCCUCUGGAGUUGCUACCGGGAGGUCACAUCAAUGUGUUGGUUCCUGAUGCGUCUGGUAAUGAAUACGUUAAGGAGGGGAGGUACACGCCAUUCAGAUUUACAGAGACUAGCUUUACGAUAGAUGUGAAAAAAUAUCCGGGUGGUGUGGCUUCCUCCUACAUGCACUUACUCGAGUGCGGCCAGACAAUAAAGUACAAGGGGCCACUGGAUCCUCUAUGGAUUGCAGCAAAGGACGAAUUGCUGCAGAAGGAACCAGUGGAGUCAAGACACGUGCUUCUUGUUGCUGGUGGUGUUGGUCUGACACCCCUCUUCGUGAUUGCCGCGGACUUGCUAAGGAACCAGACGGCUUCCGUAACGUUGGUGUGUAGCUACCAAAACAUGGAGGCGCUGUUGCUGCGCGAGGAGGUGGCAGAGCUCGUCAAGGACUACGGUGAUACCUGCGAGAACAAGGAUGACGCCGAGAAAGUGAAUUCCGCCCGCAGAACCAUCCGCCUGCACUACGUCUUCACCCGGUUGACGGAGAUGGUGGAUGUGCCGGAGGCCUUCAAGGUACACUUGGGCCGCUUUGGUCCCGCCGUGGUGGAGGAGCUGAGACCAGCAACGUCUACUGUGAUCUGCGGCCCUCCCUCAUUUGGGGACAGCGUGGCGAAGUGCAUUUCGGAGGGUGGCAUUUGCACCAGCAGGCAAAUUUAUGUGCUGUAG
Molecule: messenger RNA, 1239 nt
Organism: Trypanosoma theileri
Lineage: Eukaryota; Euglenozoa; Kinetoplastea; Trypanosomatida; Trypanosomatidae
Product: putative nitrate reductase
Exons: 1
Coding region: 1-1239 (412 amino acids)
Molecular function (GO): oxidoreductase activity; heme binding
Source: RefSeq, a predicted model, not a curated record